Orcinus orca (killer whale) is the source of this 4629-nucleotide messenger RNA. It is a transcript of the gene DEUP1, whose product is annotated as deuterosome assembly protein 1. The transcript is spliced from 15 exons. Lineage: Eukaryota; Metazoa; Chordata; Mammalia; Artiodactyla; Delphinidae. The record is from RefSeq and is a predicted model, not a curated record. Gene Ontology annotation, biological process: de novo centriole assembly involved in multi-ciliated epithelial cell differentiation; centriole replication. Gene Ontology annotation, cellular component: deuterosome; centriole. Bases 1924 to 3735 code for a protein of 603 amino acids.
AAGGGUUGGACUAGGUGCCCUUAAUGAAUUCUUCCAAUUCUAUGGUUAUUUCAUAAUUAUUAUUAUUAAAAUUUUUUUCUAAAAUAUUUUCCAUGCAUAAGGUAGUCAUAACUUUUCAUUGUAAUAUAUAUAAUUUUUUAGCCUUCUUUUGAAAAUGAUAUAAAAAUAAAUAUUCCCAUGUUGAUAAAAAGACAUAAAGAUAAUUUAUAUAACCUUCCAUAUAUUAAAGUUGUAUGUUUGUUUUCUGUACUACUAUUAUAAAUUUUGGCAUGAAAACUGUUUUGUUAAUGAAGGUUUUUCAAUGUUUAAGGUUCAGUCUAUAAUGAUUAUUAUUUAUUCUACAUAAUUCAUCCCUUAGCUUUUCUUCCAAACACCAUCCUCGAUCCUCUCCUCAUCCCUUUCAAAACAAUUUCACCUGAAAAGAUCUAAUAAUAGGUACAUUUCUGGGUAAAUUCAAGGCUUUGCAGUUCUUACUUGAUGGCGGGGAGUCAUGGAGCAGUGAGGAGGGGGGGAGGGUAGGUCUUUGCAUUUUAAGUCUCACCCUGAAAUGAAACCUUUAUUCCUAUUAAAUUGAAUGGGGUAUUUCUAUUCUGUAUUGAAAUUUCUUUAAAUCUGUCAUAGUAUGUGAACUCUCACAUACCUAUGCUUUGCAAGCCCUGCUCACAUUCAUUCUUUCUUGUGAAAAUAUGGCUUUAAAUACAUCUACAGUUACCUGUGCAAGAUUCUGACUGCUAAAGAAACCUGCUCAACCUUAAUUUUAGGACAGAGUUUGAAGAGCACUGGAUUUGAAGUAAGAUGAUCUUGGUUCAUAUCUUAGCUGCACUUGAACUAGAUGAAUCCUCUUGGACAAAAUUUUUUUAUUCUCCCUAAACUUUAGGUUCCUAAUAUGCUAAAAAGAGCUACAAUAACACCUGUUACACUUGUGUUGCAUGGUACACUUUGAGCAUAUAAGGAACUAAUGAACAUAAAAGUACUUACCAAUGGUAAAGAGCUACACAGCAAGAGUGAUGUUGGGCAUCCUGAAACUUCAUUAAAUUUCAUUCCUAGUUCCAUUUUCCCUUCCUGGGGUCAGAAUAAAUACAUUGAUCCAUUCAGUUUAGACAAGAAUAGAGAAUAUGACUAAGGUUUACAGAAUAAUGGAAGGUCUCAAGUUAAGAUAAAAUGAUCACUUUCUUCAUUCAAACAUAAUGAGAACUAUGAAACACUUAUUAGCACUAAUGACCUGAGUUACUUUACACAAUUCAUCUAUGAAACUCAAUUUGUCGAGAAACAGCAAAUGUUAUUUUGGAAUUUGGAUGGAGGAAUUGAGGUCAGUAUUAAAUUGAUAGCCAUAUUAAAGUAGCAAAUUAAUGUUAAUAUUAUAAAAGUGGAGUGCAAAUAAAAGAUUUUAAGAAUUAGGAAUUAAUCGACUGAAUGUAUUGCAAGGAAUUCUGUCCCUAAAAUAGAUGCUAGAAUAUUUUCCAAACACAAAAUCUAAGUGCUUAAAAUAUCACUCGUGGUAUCAAUAGAAAAAAAAUGGGUAUAUAUAUGUGUGUGUGUGUGUGUGUGUGUGUGUGUGUGUGUGUGUACGUACAAGUAUUUAUGCAUAUAUUCUUUCCUAUCAUUUCUUUGAAAUCAGAACCAUGAAACAGAGCUUCUGUCAUCAGUUAUACUUGGAAUUUGGUGAAAAAAAGAAAGAAUUUGGAAUCAAUCACUCUGAGUUCCGUCCGUGUUCCCCCACUUAGGAGAUAUUUCCUUCUCCCUAAAAGGGAAGCAACACUAUCUGCUCCGUCUAACUCGCAGAGUUGCUCUAAGGACCCAAUGCGCUGGAUGGGAAAGACAGGUACAGUUGCUGCUGAAAGUAAAGCUCUUCCUAGCUGGGGACACUUUGGUGACUCGAAAGGCAGCUCUCUUUGCCAUUAAAAAUCAAGAAAUACAAACCAGAUGCAGCAGUUUCUUGACAUGGAGAACCAAGCCCAUAAUACAGUGGAAGUUUCUCCUUGUGAGGCUGAGCUUCAGGAAUUAAUGGAACAAAUUGACAUCAUGGUAAACAACAAAAAACUGGAUUGGGAAAGGAAGAUGCGGGCUCUGGAGACACGAUUAGAUCUACGGGAUCAAGAGUUGGCAAGUGCACAAACUUGUUUAGAACAGAAAGGUCAAGAGGUGGGGUUACUUAGACAGAAGUUGGACAGUUUGGAAAAAUGUAACUUAGCAAUGACUCAGAAUUACGAAGGACAACUACAAACCCUAAAAGCUCAAUUCUCCAAACUAACUAAUAGCUUUGAAAAACUGAGAUUACACCAGAUGAAACAAAAUAAUUUUCGACAAAAAGAAGUACUACACGUCAAAGAAGAAAUACCCUUUGAACUGAGCAAUUUGAACCAGAAAUUAGAGGAAUUUAGAGCAAAGUCAAGAGAAUGGGACAAGCAGGAGAUACUAUAUCAGACUCAUCUGGUUUCUUUAGAUGCUCAACAAAAAGUAUUAUCUGAGAAGUGUAAUCCAUUUCAGAAACAGGCGCAAAGUUACCAAACCCCACUAAAUAGUAAAAAACAGGGCAUAGAAGAAGACAGCAGCUCUGAAAUUCCUUGGAUAUGCGAACCAGAUACCAGUUGUGAAACCAAUGAAAGAGAUGAGUUCAUUAUUGAAAAAUUAAAAUCAGCUGUGAGUGAAAUGGCGCUAAGCAGGAAUAAGUUACAAGAUGAAAAUCAGAAGCUCUUACAAGAACUGAAAAUGUACCAAAGACAGUGCCAGGCCAUGGCAGCAGGACUCUCAGAGGUGAAAAGUGAGUUACAAUCACGUGAUGAUCUCUUGAGAAUUAUAGAAAUGGAACGAUUGCAGUUGUACAGAGAAUUAUUAAAACUAGGAGAGUGCCAAAGUGCUCCAGAAAAUAAAAAAAGACUUGAAUCAUCUUAUUCACCAUCUAUUAAAGAAUCAGAAAAACAACGGAAAGAGCUGUUUGCAGUGACCCCAGAUCAACCAAAUCAUGAAAAAGAAUUGAACAAGAUAAGAAGCCAACUCUAUCAGGAGGAAGAGUACCAUAGCUCUGAGCAGGAAAGAAUGAAGAAUGAAAUCUCUGACCUAACUGAGGAGCUUCAUCAGAAGGAAAUCACUAUAGCAACUAUCAUGAAGAAAGCUGCCUUUCUGGAGAGACAGUUAAAAAUGGAGUUAGAAAUAAAAGAGAAAAUGUUGGCGAAACAACAGGUCUCAGAUAAGAGAGAUAAAGCUGUCAGAACUGAAAUCACACACCUGAAAGGCAUGAUGGGAGAUUUAGACCCUGGGCGGUACAUGACAAAUGGAAUUACUGAUAUAAAGAGUAUGGACUUCACUAACAGGGAACAUGCAAGGCAUACAUCUAUUAACAAACUGGAAUAUGAGAAUGAAAGGCUUCAAAAUGAUCUUGCAAAACUUCAGGCCAUUGGAAAAUCAGCAUGGGCUAACCAAAAUACCUACAAAGAAACAGGAAGAUUUAGCCACGAUCGUGAGCCAAACAGAAGUGCAACACCUUCGUUGCCACUUUCGCCAUUUCAAACCAAAGAAAUGACAAGUCCUUUGGUUAGUGAUGAUGAAGUAUUCCCAAUGUUGCCCCCAGAUAUAGCCUUCCCCGCUUCUUUGGCCGCACAGCAUUUCUUUCUGGAGGAGGAGAAGCGAGCAAAAGAACUUGAACAACUUCUGAAUACACAUAUUGAUGAACUGCAAAGACACACAGAAUUUACUCUUAAUAAACACACCAAGCUAAAACAAAACAGACACAUAUGAGCUUUUAAACUUUUUUAUUUGCUUCGCCCACCCCAAGGAAAAAAGCUCUGGCAAAAUAGUUACAAAGCUGAUUCGUGAAACUGAGAAAUUUUGUUCUGUUUUCCUGAGUAAAUCAUUUCUGUAAGGCAGCUAGAACAUAGUAUUUUGUUCAAUAAAGCUGUUUGUAUUUCUGCAUUAACAAACAAAUUGUUCAGCUACAGUUACUCUAAAAUAAACAUGACUUCUCCAAAAGAGAUUUUUUUCUCCAGUCUGAGGAAUAGUUUGGAAUUAAAUAUGCAGUUUUUUCCCACCUGAAUCAUGUAUACUGAAACCCAUUUCCUCUGUAACAACACAUGAUGAGGGAAAGGGACACACUAUAUUCUAAAUACAAACGGAUCAAGUGCAGCUCUGUUGUACUACGUUUAAAAACCCAAUGAUUUUUUGAAAUGAAUAGCUAUGUAAACAUCCUAACAUUUCUUUUAGGAAAAAAAGAUACAGCUUACUGUUGCUGCAUUCAUCUUUGUAAUGUCUCUCUGUUUUUUGUUUGUUUGUUUGUUUUGUGGUACGCGGGCCUCUUACUGUUGUGGCCUCUCCCGUUGCAGAGCACAGGCUUCGGACGCGCAGGCUCAGCGGCCAUGGCUCACGGGCCCAGCCGCUCCGCGGCAUGUGGGAUCUUUCCCAGACCGGGGCACGAUCCCGUGUCCCCUGUAUCGUCAGGCGGACUCUCAACCACUGCGCUACGAGGGAAGCCCCCUGUCUCUCUCUUUUAACACAAAAGACCUGGAAUGUGCUGUUUGCACACUUAAAAUAUAUGUGCCAAAUAUUAAUGCUUUCCUGUUAGUACUAAUUAUUACUUCAUGGACAUAAGAUAAAGAAACUAUAAAGCAUUGCUGUUGUUACCUUCUCCUUUGUCAU